Punica granatum (pomegranate) is the source of this 2201-nucleotide messenger RNA. The record is from RefSeq and is a predicted model, not a curated record. NCBI's taxonomy places the organism in Eukaryota, Viridiplantae, Streptophyta, Magnoliopsida, Myrtales, Lythraceae.
UUGAUAAUAACAAUGAACAGAGGAGCUCCUGCAGACUUGCUCUGACAUAAGAGAUAGAGAGAGCGAGAACAAUGGAAGGAGCUCUUCCUCCUGCUCUAAUGGUUUCCGCGGGCUUCCUGCCCACCGGGUCACUGCUGGACUCGCUGAUUCACAUCUCCAAUGAAGUUUCGUCCAUGGAGAAGUUCCCUUCCGUACAAGUCAGGAAUGUCUCGACCAUGGUACGGAGGAUCAAGCUCUUCUCCUCUCUGUUCGAAGAGAUUCAGGAGUCGAGAAGGAAGCUCCCGCCAUCUUCUAUCCUCUGCCUGACCGAGCUUUUCUCGGUCAUACAGCGGGUGAAGUUGGUGAUCCAGUCGUGCAAGGAUGGGAGCUCCCUGUGGAGCCUCGUGCAGACUGAGCGCAUCUCCAAGCAGUUUUACCUGUUGGUGAAGGAGAUGGGGAGGGCUCUGGAUAUUCUUCCCCUGAGCCUGCUCAGUCUAACAACUGACGUUAGAGAGCAGGUCGAGCUUCUCCACAAGCAAGCGAAACGGGCCGAGCUGGUCAUCGAUGAUCGGGAGCUUCAAAGAAGAAAGGACCUGCUGCAGCUAAUGGCUUCUAACAACGAGAAGAACAGCAAGAACAAAGGCCUCCUUAAUCUUGAAGAACUGAAGGGUAUUCUGAGCAGCAUUGGGUUGAGGAACCCAUUGGACUAUGAAGAAGAGAUCUCAAAGCUCGAGGCAGAAGCGCAGAGACAAGCAGGAACAGGUGGACUAAUCGUGGUCUCAAACAUCAACAAUCUCAUCUCCCUAGUUUCUUAUGCAAAAUCCAUGGUCUUCACGAAUGAGGAGUCUAAGAAAACCAAGGUGAGUUCUGGGCAGCUCACUUCAUCUCUGAACAAGAAUUGUGAUAUUUCCUCCUCUCAAAGUACAGUUCUCAACAUUCCCGAUGAGUUCCGCUGCCCCAUUUCACUCGAUUUGAUGAGGAACCCUGUGAUAGUGUCCUCAGGGCACACCUAUGAUCGAAGCUCGAUUGCCCAGUGGAUCAAUUCGGGGCACCAUACAUGCCCUAAGAGUGGCCAAAGGCUCAUUCACAUGGCGCUCAUACCAAACUAUGCCCUGAAGAGUCUUGUGCAUCAAUGGUGCCAAGAGAACAACAUCCCGCUGAUAGACUAUUAUCCAUCUCCUUCCACUGACACAGAGAGGAGCUCAACUCAGAGCAAUUCCCAAGAGAAUGCGAUAGAUCAUAUUUCAGCUGCAAAGGCAGCGAUGGAUGCAGUGAAAAUGACGGCAGAGUUUUUGGUUGGGAAGCUGGCAACAGGUUCUGUCGAGAUUCAGAGGCAGGCGGCUUACGAGUUGAGGCUAUUAGCUAAGACUGGGAUGGACAAUAGAAGGUUGAUUGCCGAGGCAGGAGCAAUCCCAUUCCUCGUCACCUUGCUGAGCUCUCACGACUCGAGAAUCCAAGAGAAUGCAGUCACGGCCCUUCUCAACCUCUCGAUAUUCGACAACAAUAAGAUUCUGAUUGUGGCUGCCGGAGCAAUGGAGAGCAUCGUGGACGUCCUUGAGACUGGGAAGACAAUGGAGGCAAGAGAGAAUGCUGCAGCUGCGAUCUUUAGCCUGUCGAUGAUCGACGAGUGCAAGGUGAGUAUUGGGGCUCACCCAAGGGCAAUAAAAGCGUUGGUAGGACUUUUAAGAGAAGGGACAACGGCAGGGAAGAGAGAUGCUGCAACCGCUUUAUUCAAUCUAGCAGUUUACAAUGCUAAUAAGGCUUGUAUCGUAAUUGCGGGGGCAGUACCUUUGCUUAUUGAACUUCUCAUGGAUGACAAGGCUGGGAUCACAGAUGAUGCCCUUGCUCUGUUAGCUCUGCUCUUGGGCUGCUCACAGGGGAUGGAAGACACGAGAAAAAGUCGGGUUCUCUUGCCUUUGCUGAUUGAUCUUCUGAGGUUUGGAUCUCCGAAAGGGAAGGAAAAUGCCAUUACCCUUCUUCUCGGGCUAUGCAAAGAUGGAGGAGAAGAGGUUGCGAGGCGAUUGCUGAUGAACCCAAGAAGCAUUCCUUCGCUUCAGAGUUUGGCCAGUGAUGGGUCCCUCAAAGCUCGGAGGAAGGCUGAUGCACUGCUUAGACUGCUCAACAGAUGCUGCUCUCAUUCGCGAAGCCCUGCCACAUAGGUCUAAUCUGAUCAUUUGAGGAACAAAGAAGUAAAUGUAAAUGUGUUGAUAUUACAUAAAGUA